Molecule: messenger RNA, 462 nt
Organism: Aureococcus anophagefferens
Lineage: Eukaryota; Pelagophyceae; Pelagomonadales; Pelagomonadaceae
Exons: 1
Biological process (GO): tRNA dihydrouridine synthesis
Cellular component (GO): cytoplasm
Molecular function (GO): tRNA dihydrouridine synthase activity; flavin adenine dinucleotide binding
Source: RefSeq, a predicted model, not a curated record
AUGACAGACGACGUCGUCCGGCUCUGGCCGCCGAAGCCCAACGCAACAACACCGAUCAAAUGCCUCGGUCCCAUGGUGCGCGCCAACAGCACGGCGCUGCGCAUCCUCGCGCUCGAGAGCGGCGCGGACAUGGUCUACUCCGAAGAGCUCAUCGCGCGGCGCAUGGACGUGACCCAGUUCCGGUUGAACGAGACGCUCGGCACGGCGGACUGGCUCGACGCCAACGGCAAAUCGGUGGCCCUGCGCGUGGACCCGGCCCGCGAGCGGGGGCGCCUCGUGGUGCAAUUCGGCGCGGCCGACGGCGACGUCGCCGCGCGCGCGGCGGAAGCCGUCGCGCGCUACGCGAGCGGCGUGGACCUGAACAUGGGCUGCCCCAAGCCCUUCAGCGCGGGCAACGGCAUGGGCUCGGCGCUCAUGCGCGACCCCGCGCGCGCGGCGUCGAUCGUGAAGGCGAUGCGGCGC